CGGCAGAAAGGCUUACAAAAAUCUGCAGCAUGUUGAUCAAAGUGAAGACGCUGACUGGCAAGGAAAUAGAAAUUGACAUUGAGCCAACAGACAAGGUGGAGAGGAUAAAGGAGCGAGUGGAGGAAAAGGAGGGCAUCCCACCACAGCAACAAAGAUUAAUUUACAGUGGAAAACAAAUGAAUGAUGAGAAAACAGCAGCUGACUACAAGAUACAGGGUGGUUCAGUAUUACAUUUGGUCCUUGCACUUCGAGGAGGUUGCUGAAGCUGGAUUGCCUCCUACUGUGUGGAAUGUGGGUGAUGAUGCUCCAUCCAAUGUGGGGGACUGCAGUGUGUACUGUAGUAUCCCUCUUAUAUCUGCUUGUUUGAUUGUAAAAUAAUGACGUGGUUUUUUUUUUUUUUUUGCAUGUUUUUUCCUUAAAUAAACUUCCCCUUGUCUUCUC
Xenopus tropicalis (tropical clawed frog) is the source of this 441-nucleotide messenger RNA. It is a transcript of the gene nedd8, whose product is annotated as neural precursor cell expressed, developmentally down-regulated 8. The record is from RefSeq and is marked provisional. Lineage: Eukaryota; Metazoa; Chordata; Amphibia; Anura; Pipidae.